AAAUCUAUCACCUAGAGAGGUUAUAAACCUAACCUAACUUUUACAAGGUCAUUUAGUUUUUUCGAUAAUUUUAUAUCAAUUUAAUUGAAAUUUGUGAAAAUUGGAAUAAUAUUUCGAUUAAAUUUGAAAAGAUUUAUUUUUCUAAGGCUGUUUGGUUUAGAAUGCUGCUCCAAGACAUUUCUUGACUGAUAUGUCAAUAUUCAAUGUUUAUAAACAGUUUGAAUGUUUCCAUAAAAUGUUCCAAAAAUUUUUUCAAUUUACAUUCUAGGGCUCUAGUUGAUAUUUAAAAAUGUGAUACAUUCGUUGCAGCAUUCUUCCCGCAUUAUAAUUAUAAUAGACUGAGUAUCGGUUAUGUUGCGUUCGUGACAUAAAUGUUGAUUCAUAUUAGACUGAUUUUUUAAUUAUACGUAAAGAUGGAAAAAGAAAGUAAAACUGGUGAUAAUCAGGUGCCAAAUACAACAGGAGAUAUCCAGGAAGGAGAGCAGAGGAAUGUUGAAGAACUGCCACAAUUGAGUCCCAAUACUCUGAAAGUAGCUGCUGCUCAAUGUUUAAAUAGCUGGAUCAAUUAUUUGCAGAUAUUGAAUACUAUGUGCUCAGCUGGUCUGAGACUCUCGCAGUCAUUAAUGAAUUUGUCUUUAGCUCAGAACAUAUCUUUAGCUACUAACUGCCAAAUAAGCUGGGACGAACUACAGAAAUCGACCAUGUUCGCCACAAAUGCCGUUAAAACUCACAUAGCUGCUGCCAUGCAAGAUAUGAGUAUUGGGGAUACAUUUACGGAAGCUGAUGCUCAGAGACAACAAGAUCACAAUCAACAGAUCAUCACGGAGAAUCUGCUUACUUUUGUGAAUCUUCAGUACCAAUUCUCCUUGGUUGGUUGCGAAUUUUUUGGGGCCAUGGCGAUGUGUCCUUCCUGCCAAGCCACCCCUGGAGGGGUCCACGAACCCGACUGUAGCAUGGCAUCUUUGCAGCAGUUCUUCACCAGGCCAGACAUGCAGGAAUCAAGAUCGCAGAACUCCAGUCCACACUAUCUUCCGGAGCAGGGUACGGUGGAAAGUCCUAAGAUGCAGGAAAUGCCUCGUCAACAGCCCAGUCCUCUAGGGCCCGAAACUAGGGGUUCUUCUAGAGGUUCUAGCCCCAUUCAGGGUUUCACGGAUGUCAACAGACAAGCAGGUACAAUUGAGACUAUCAGAGGACCAUUCCCUAAUCCUGGUCAGCUUCACACAAUGAAAUAUCCGUUUCUUGGAAGGGGUGCUAGAUCUCCGCUGCAUUUUCCACUUUUUCCAAUAAGCGGGCAGAGAAGAUGGUCUGAAGCAGCCGCCCAAGAUGUUGGAGGUGAAAAUACAGAUGGAACCAUGAGAAGAUGGUCUAUGCCAUGGGAUUGUGGGAGGGGAGAGAUCGGUACUUGGAACCAAAGGAUUGUACCAGCUUCAAAACUGAUGGUACCACCAGCUACUACUUCACAAGAAAGGAGCAGAAGUACAACACCUGAGGCACAGCAGUCUUCAUCUGGUGCAAUCUUAGUAGAAGGACUUGCUGAAGCCAUUCAGCUUUUAUCCUGUCGACCGACGCGGUCUUCUAUCCCAGGACACCCAAGCUAUGGUUCUUACGGUCAUCCUUGGCCAGAAACACACGAGGAUCGAAUGCACAGAAGAAUGCACCCGGGGCCCUCCAACCAAAGAGGUAAUUGGCAAUCUGUUGAUGUCCCAAACAUAGGAAUGUCCGUCACUGAGCAUUACGACAUCUUUCCACCUUGUUUACCAUUGAUUUCUAGAAAGAGUAGUUCUUCAACAGAUUCUUCAUCUUGUUUAUCAAUUCAUAGCCGAUCGACAAGCUCUUCAGAUCGAGGUUCAGAUAAUGCUGGAAGUGGAGAAGCUAUCAGGUUGCAUGGCAACCUUUAUUCGAUGUGGAGCGGAAGUGAACACCUACCAUUCAUAAAACUGCCAGAAUCUCAAGAACCCCAAGAAGAUAGCGAUACAGAUGAUCCCCCUACAGAAAGAAGUGGCAAAGUUGACUUUCCAAAACCAACUUAAUACUUAUGGAUAAUUCAACAAGGCACCUAAAUGAAAUUGAUAUGUGUUGUAUAUUUUCGGAUGUAUCAAUGUUUACAAAGUUUUUAUGUGUUAAACAAUCUUCGAAUUUUAUAUAUGCCAUUUUUAAUGAUAGAAUACAAAAUGUUUACGAUUAAUAAACCAAAGAAUUAUC
Molecule: messenger RNA, 2202 nt
Organism: Harmonia axyridis
Lineage: Eukaryota; Metazoa; Arthropoda; Insecta; Coleoptera; Coccinellidae
Exons: 9
Coding region: 414-2030 (538 amino acids)
Source: RefSeq, a predicted model, not a curated record